AUGACCACCCUCACACUCCAAGCCCUUGCGACCGCAUAUUCGAAACUCUCCCGCAAGUGUCGCUCAAAGCGAGAACGCAGAGUCCAUCCCACAGCGACCAAGACCUCAACCUCCCUUCCCGUCGACGCCACGACACCACCACCACGACCACCAGUUCCCCUCAUCAUCAUCACCGCCCCGUCAACCAACAGCCUCGCCUCCACGAAUCCCACCCUCCCCACCGCCUCUAGCCACAACAUCACCCGCAACCGCACCACCACCACCCCAUCCGACCGCCCCCGCUGGCCUGCCUGCACCAAAACCGACCCCCCCUCCCCCUCCCCCUCCCACGCGCAACCCAACCCAUCCCACCACAGCACCCGCUCGCAACGCGCGGCCCAACCCACCAAAGGCCGCGACGCGCUCAGCCGCAGCAACACCGCCGACACCACCACCAACAACGACAACAACAACAUCUCACGCUCUCAGCAAACGAGAAACAACGCCACCACACCGCAGCGCGAUUCCGCCGCCGCCGCCGCCGCCGCACGUCUGACACACGAACAAAACGCGCUGGAAGCGGCAGGAGCAGAUCUGAGGCAGCGGCGACGACUGCGGCGGUGUCGGAAGCAGGCGGAGGAGGAGGAAAGGUGGUGGAGGUGGUGGAGGUGCGGUAGUGGGAAGAGCCGGCGGCUGAGGGAGCUGAAAAGACUGCGUGAGGAGGAGAUGGAGGAGGAUGAGGAGAGGAGCUAUGUGAGGCGCUGGCUGGAGGUGGUGGAUGGUGGUGGCGGGCACGGGGAGCGGCAGCGGCAGCGGCGACCGGAGAUGGGUGGGAGGCACGUGUCGUCUGGGAGCUUGCCGGGUCGGGAGGGUAGUUUUGGUAGCGAGAUGGAUGACCGGUGGGCGCACCAUCGGCGGUUUGCUGAGCGGAUGGGGCGGAUUCGGAUUUUCGGCGGCGCGGGAGGAGUGUGA
Molecule: messenger RNA, 951 nt
Organism: Diplodia corticola
Lineage: Eukaryota; Fungi; Ascomycota; Dothideomycetes; Botryosphaeriales; Botryosphaeriaceae
Exons: 1
Coding region: 1-951 (316 amino acids)
Source: RefSeq, a predicted model, not a curated record